Molecule: messenger RNA, 1152 nt
Organism: Blastomyces gilchristii SLH14081
Lineage: Eukaryota; Fungi; Ascomycota; Eurotiomycetes; Onygenales; Ajellomycetaceae
Exons: 5
Coding region: 1-1152 (383 amino acids)
Source: RefSeq, a predicted model, not a curated record
AUGGUCCAGUGGAAGCUUCAGCGCAUCAAGGCAGCAUCAGCCUUUGACGGUUACUGGCAGCUUCUGAAGACCCUGUAUGUGGAGCACACCGGUCAUGGUAUGGAUGAUGAGAUGGCACAGGAUUGUCUGAAUUAUAAGAAUGUCGUGAUCAAGCAAUGGGGUCUGCGGCGGCGACCGAAGAGAAAGCCGUCCGGCACCAAGGAUGAUCGACACUACGUUGCUACAGGUAUCCUCCUGUCCUUCAUCUCCGGUGCGAGGCUGGUCUCGCUGUUCGACACCCGGAUCAAAACAAUUGAUGAGAAAGCCGGAUACGGACCGUCAACGGGAGCGUCGCACACAGCCCACAAGGACUCAAAGAGCAGGACUGACCGUCGCCGUCACCGUCACCGUCCCCGAGGGACAGGGUCCCCCGACCUCUACUCGAAGGCGGGACCCCGGAUCGGCCAACACGAUAACAGACCCAUAGCACCCGUAGCACCAGAGAAACGCAAGAGGGCUCAUUCCGAUGACGACGAGGAAUAUCGCGAUCCAAAGAUGGCACGAAUCAUGGCUCCUCGGAGCUGUCGCUCCGCCCGAGAAGGAGCAUCCUGCAGCAAAUACGGGAUGCCCGGUGAAGACAUUAUGUUCGAUGCCCAGGAUAGCGACCUCGAUAGCCAUGGGGGCAAUGAUACGGACUUUGACUCAGGGUAUGUUGAUGAGGAAAGUGACAGCUCUCGCAGCAAUUCCUGUGAACCCAUCUUUAGUGAGCCCGUGCAAGAAAACGAUACCGACACCAAAUCAAGUAUGGGGUCAGUGAAAAGCGGCUCCACCAGCGGUAUAUCUGCUGGCAAUGACCUCAGUGAACUUGACCGCUUCAUAGAUGACGUGACAGACAAUGAGUAUGAUGCUGGCCCUGAGGAGACUGGGGCUCUUGUCUGGCAGUAUAUCGAAUUCCACAUCAUCCAGAGCCCCUUGGCUGGCCGGCCAAACAUUCUCCUGGCUAAGGUCACACUUCUUCACACGAAGGGUGAAGACAAGAAGCCGCGAGUGAAAACAUUUGUCAUCAGUCACAAUCCGGAGCCGCUCCUGGACCUUCUGAGGCAUCUUCUCUUCAUGGCAAUACAUGAUGAGAUCUUCGCCCCUGAAUUCAAAAAGCUUGAAGAUAUCUACUGA